Messenger RNA from Saccostrea cuccullata (small rock oyster), 828 nucleotides. RefSeq lists its product as uncharacterized. Gene Ontology annotation, biological process: proteasome-mediated ubiquitin-dependent protein catabolic process; protein polyubiquitination. The record is from RefSeq and is a predicted model, not a curated record. Lineage: Eukaryota; Metazoa; Mollusca; Bivalvia; Ostreida; Ostreidae. The coding region runs from base 277 to 828 and encodes 183 amino acids. The transcript has a single exon. Gene Ontology annotation, molecular function: ubiquitin protein ligase activity.
UUAGCGUUACAGAAAUCUGUCACAGUGACUGGUGUCAGUUGUAUACUUCACAUUGCCCACGUGACAUCAAACCGGGUCUGGAUCAGUGAUAGAGGUGACAAUCUCAUCUUGACAAACACGGCUGGUGAAAUAUUAGAUCAUCGGACAGAUAUAGGUAGUUAUGGUGGAGUACACACUGUGGACAAUGACGGUGAUUUAAUUUAUAUAGACAAGGAUUAUAACAUCAACAAGCUGUCUGCAGAUAACAAAGUAAAAAGUAUUUUAAUUAAGUUCGCAAUGCCAUGGGAACCACGGUGUGUCUACAGCUCCCCCUCCACUGGUGACCUGCUGGUCGCAAUGUAUAAUAUUUAUACAAAUAGACAAUGCAAGGUAGUCCGGUAUAACUCCAGAGGAGAAAAAAUCCAGACCAUACAGUACAAAAACAUAGGUCAGAUACUGUAUAGUAGACCUCUCUACAUCACAGAGAACCGCAAUGGAGAUGUCAUUGUAUCUGACGCAGUCCAUGAUGCUGUUGUGGUGACAGAUUGUGGAGGGAGACAUCGCUUCUCCUACACAGGACCACCGUCCGGAUCACAACUAUUACCAAAAGGAAUCUGCGUAGACGCACUGUCACAUAUCCUGGUGUGUGAUCUAUACUCCAACAAAGUGCAAAUGAUUGACCAGGACGGUCAUUCCCUGCCAUUGACACAGACACAACACGGAGUUGUCAAACCAGGGAGUGUGAGCUAUGAUAAUAAAACCCACCUGCUCUGGGUUGGAUCACGGUGCAACAACACGGUCAACAUAUACAGAUGUUGCCGCAAGGACUUAUUGACAGGUAAAUUAUAA